AUGGUAGAACCUAUUGCUGUUGUUGGCUUCAGUUUCCGCCUUCCAGGUGAUGCGAACACCCCCGACAGAUUAUGGGAACUUCUCGCAAAUGGUGAACAAGCAUGGACGGACGUGCCAGAAAGUCGGUAUCGUUGGCAGGCGUUUCACAGCGCUGACCAAGAUGGAAGAGGGACUCACAAUGCUCGGGGGGGAUUUUUCCUAAAGCAAGAUAUUGCAGAGUUCGACGCCAAGUUUUUUGGAAUACCUGACACCGAGGCUGCCGCUAUAGACCCUCAACAGCGACUGCUCCUUGAGGUUUCCUACGAGGCAUUGGAGAAUGCAGGAAUGCCCAUUGAGACUCUCCGAGGUUCUCAAACUGGCGUUUAUAUCGCUCUUGUCAGCCGCGAUUACGACCGCCAAAUAUACAAAGAUCCAAGCCAAAUUCCAAAGCAUCACUUGACUGGUUGUGGGGAUGCAGUGGCUUGUGGAAGGAUAUCUUAUACUUUUGAUUUCAAGGGGCCUUGUAUGGCCAUUGAUACCGGUUGCUCAGGUGGCAUGGUAGGAGUACACCUUGCCUGUCAAGCUCUUCGUCUUGGAGAGUCGGACAUGGCACUCGUGGGAGGUUCAAACCUGCUCUUGGGACCAGAUAUGACAAUUGCCAUGAGUAAUCUUCAUAUGUUGAAUGAGAAUGGCCGUUGCUACCCAUUCGACAGUCGUGGUGCUGGUUACGGACGUGCAGAGGGAGUGGCUGUCCUAGUUCUGAAAAGACUUAGUGAUGCAGAAAGAGAUGACGAUGCUAUCAGAGCAGUCAUAUUGAGCUCUGGAGUCGGACAAGAUGGCAAGACUAACGGUAUCUUGCUUCCAAAUUCCAAUGCCCAGCAGCAAUUGGCAGCUAAUCUCUAUAAACGAGGCGGAUAUGAUCCACAACGAGUUGCAUAUGUGGAGAUGCACGGAACUGGUACAGCUGCGGGUGACUCAGCGGAGAUUAGAUCUAUCAGGCAAGUAUUUGUUGGUGAUGGGUCAAGAAGACAACAUCCCUUGAAUGUUGGGUCAAUAAAAUCCAAUCUUGGUCAUUCGGAGAGUACAAGCGGCCUCUCUGGGAUUAUAAGUGCUAUAUUGUCAAUGGAGAGGUCUCUUAUUCCACCUGUCGCUGCACUAAAGGUCCUAAAGCCAGAUGUUUCACUCAUGAUCGAUGAUGGUAAAAUUCAGAUCCCUCAAAGGGUUCAAGACUGGCCAGCUGGCAGCCCACGGCUAGCAAGCGUGAACAGCUUUGGAUUCGGUGGCACAAACGCGCAUGUCAUAUUAGAGGGCUAUUCGAAAGGUCCAAACGCGGCGACCCACUACCUCAGGCCUGCUUCUGCCGGUGUCAAUGGAUGUCUGACCGGAAACGGACCCAGUGGCAAUGAGGCAAGCUCCAGCUACCAAGACGAAACAUUGGAGCAGACACACCUGGUCAAUGGGUCCUAUGCCGAUACUGAAACCCCUUUUCUCCUUGUCAUCACAGCAAAGUCAAAGGAAUCUCUAAAGGCUAUGGUAGAAGGCAUUCGCUCUUGGGUCAAAAUACAUGGCUCCGAGCCGUCUGCAUUAUUCAACUUGUCGAAAACCCUUGCUAUUCGACGCUCUGCGUUCAAUUGGCGCGCUAGCGUUGUCGGGAGAAGGCAAUCAGAGAUCAUUGCUGGCCUGGGCACUGUCCGACCGAAUAAGGCUUUCGCGAGUCCCAAGCCCGUCUUUCUCUUCACAGGUCAAGGGGCACAGUACGCCACGAUGGGACGGGAUUUACUGCACCUAAAAUCGGCAUUUUUGUAUUCCUUGCAAAAAUCUCAGGCGAUCUUACACGGUCUGGGGGCUUCAUGGGAUCUGAUAGACGAGCUUCGUAAGCCCGAGCCAAAAUCCAGAAUCAACUCAAGCCAGGUCUCUCAACCCGCGACUACUGCUAUUCAGAUUGCACUUAUACAUCUUCUUGCCCAAUUAGGAGUCCGUCCCGCGGCUGUCCUUGGGCAUUCCAGCGGAGAAGUUGCUGCAGCCUAUGCUGCAGGUAUGCUAAGUCAUGAGGCCGCUCUGCAAAUAGCAUAUCACAAAGGUUUUGUCGCAGAUUGGUGCCGCGCGUCCAUCAAUGGCAAAGGAGCCAUGCUUGCUGUUGGUUUGGGAGAGACAGACGCUACCAGAUACCUAGAUAGCAUCUUCUCAGGGCGAGCAUCGGUCGCUUGUGUCAAUAGUCCUUCCAGUGUGACCAUAUCAGGUGACGAAGCUGCAGUAAUAGAGUUGAAGACGGCCUUGGAUAAGGAUUCCAUCUUCAACAGGCGCCUCAAGGUGGACAUUGCCUACCAUUCUCACCAUAUGCUCGCGGUAGCUACAGAAUUCGAGAAGUCCAUCAUGGGGCUGACAGCGUCGGCUCCUAGUGCGCAGACAAAAUUCUUCUCUUCGGUGAAAGGCCAACAGAAUGGAGAAGCAACCGGUGCGCUGUAUUGGGUCGAUAAUCUGAUCUCUAAGGUCCGUUUUUCAGAGGGACUUGAGCAACUUGCCAGCUUAUGCGGCAAAGACAAUCAGCCUCUCACCUUCAUUGAGGUUGGACCACACAGUGCUCUAGAAGGCCCUGUGCGUCAGACAAUGGCAGCUUGUCGAGAAACGUACAAUUGGUCUUACUCACCAACCCUGGUGCGCAAUCGGGAUGCUUGUCAGGCAGUCGUUGAGAUGAGCGGUCGAAUUUGGGAACAGGGUGUAGCAGUUAAUCUCUCUGAGUCAACUGUUGUCCAGAAUCAGACUCACCACUACUUCAGGAUCAUCACAAACCUACCUGCAUACCCAUGGGACCACUCGAAGAGAUAUUGGCAUGAAUCCAGACUGAGCAAAGAUUACAGAUUUCGUCAGCAUCCACCUCAUGAUCUUCUUGGAUUACAGUUAGUUGGUACUACAGCCAUAGAGCCUGUAUUCCGCCUUAUACUCAGUGUCGACGAUCUUCCUUGGUUGCAAGAACACAUGAUUGACGGGUUUGCCUUGUAUCCUGGAUCUGCCUUCUUAGUGCAUGCUAUUGAGGGAAUCAAGCAGUUACUUGAGGGUGGCGGAGAAAGGAAAACAAUUAAGCGCUACCACCUCAAAAACGUCAAAUUUACAAAGUCUAUCGUGGUUCCAGAUUCACCAGGUACUGUUGAGCUUCUACUCAGUCUGGGAGCAGUCAGAGAGACCGGCGAGAGGCUAGGUAUAUCGUGGUAUAAUUUUCGAAUUACCUCUCUGGCCGCCGAAGGCGCCUGGAACGAUAACUGUCACGGAUUGAUUGGCUGCGAGUUUGCACCGGAGGUCAGAGUGGACGAAAAAAAAUCCAGAUCUACGUCGACCGAGUCGCGAGUCGAUGAACUUGCAGAUGAUUGUUUUGAGCAAAUAAAAACAUCCGAUCUUUACGCUGGUCUGCGUCAGAAUGGCAUUGAUUAUGGUGAAAACUUCUCCAUUAUCAGAACUUUGAAAAUGGGUAGUCACCUCGCCAUCGGCACCAUUCAAAUUCCAAAUAUCGCAAGGUGCAUGCCUUCAGGGCAGAUGAAACCACACGUGAUUCAUCCCACCACCUUCGACGCCUUUAUGCAUAUCGCUCUUCCACUGUAUCAUCGAUUUUGCAGCGAGGGUCCAGUGAUGCUCACUUCCAUUGGAGAGGCGUCGAUCGCAGCCAGCAUAUCGAACAAGCCAGGAGACCGCCUGACUAUACUCUGUGAUCUUAGACAGGUUCAUCCCAAGUUCGGAGCAGUCAAUGUAUCAAUUCUGCAAGAAGAUAGCCGUGGGGAGAUGAUCGAGGUUGGCUCCCUGACUAACGAAGAGUUCCGAGGAAUUGGUGAUGGUUCGUCAAAGAUCAAGAGCACAACUGCAGAGGCCAACGGCAGUUAUAUCGCGAAUUGGGUCCCUGCUCAGAGGACCGCAGGCGCUUCGAAGGACUUGUUACAUUCUACUCUGCAGUUAUGUUCUUUCAACCCUAUCGACGCAGGUUCUGGAUUAGUUGAAGAGCUUGUUGGUAACCUUACCGAACGGUUCGGCGAUGCCAUCAUCCCUUGGAGCCGCGAUCUUGCAGCUCCAAGCGCGAUUCAGGUUGUCUUUGAAGACAGUUCCACACCCAAGCCAUCAAUUGCAGAUAUGAAGAUGCUCUUCUCUCAAACGAAAUCUGUACUUUGGCUUACCAUCUAUCGCAAUGAUGACCGCGAUUUCUCAGUUAGGUCCUUGGCACAAGACUUAGCAAUAGAUCAUGGAGUGCACUUGGUCUCCCUAGAGUAUCAUGAUGGUAGUAGAGACGCUGACCUCCUAGGGGAUCUCAUAGUUGAAGUCAUAACUACUUCGUUCAUCAAAGAAGACAACGCAAAGAUCCGGGAACUUAAGUUUAAAUUUGAACGAGGGGCAUUGUUCGUUCCGAGGCUGCAACGACAUGAAGCAUCUGAUCGCUGGUUGAAACCAACCUCUGAAGCUGAGUUUGAGGAAGUCUUGAGCAAUUUCCAUUGCGAAAAUCCUCUUAAACUGCACUUCAAGACGACUGGAUUACUGGGUAGUGCGCGAUUCGUGCCCAAUGUUGACGCUGAGAGUCCGACAGAACCUGAAGAAAUCAAGGUCAAAGUAUACGCCCAUGGGGUCAAUCGCAGCGAUGUUGCAGUUGCAUCUGCAAGAGGAAGUCCUACAGAUUCAAUGGUCGGCGAGUUUGCUGGAGUAGUAGUUGAGGUUGGCAGUGCCGCUCGGUCAAGAUAUAGCCCUGGUGAUCGCGUUUGCGGGUGGGGAGCAACGCCCUACGCAAGCAUCGUUCGGGUGCGCCAUGGUCUUGUGCAACACAUUGACGAUUCGAUCUCCUUUGAGCAAGGAGCUGCCAUACCUCUUGCAUUCCAAACCGCAUUCCAUGCUCUAGUUGAUAUUGCAAACCUCAAAACAUCACAGAGAAUACUAAUACACGGAGCUGCAGGAGCGGUGGGGCAAGCUGCGAUAUCAAUCGCUCAGCAACUUGGGGCGUACAUCUACGCCACGGUAGGAAGUGAAGAUAAGGCAAUAUUUUUAACCGAGAAAGCCGCGUUGAGUCGUCACUGCAUUUUCUCAAAUCGAGAUACCAAGUUUCAAAAGCAGAUCAACCAGCUUACAGGAGGCCAAGGUGUUGAUGUGGUUUUAAACUGUUCAUCAGGAGAUCUGCUUGAACCAAGUGUUGCCUGUACUGCAGAACUCGGUGUCAUAAUCAGUGUCGUGAAGUCUAAUGUCACUUCUCAAAUGCCGAGCCGCGACCAGAAUAUUUCAUACGCCAAUGUCAACAUGAAUGCACUAAAAACAAAGUUUCCAGAACUCUUAUCCGAUAUAUUUGGAAAGGCGAUUGCUAUGUACAAGGCUGGACCUCAAAAAUGCCCCUCCAUCAAUGUUAUGCCAAUCAGCGACCUCGAGAAGGCCUUCAGAUUGGUGAAAACCGAAAAAUAUGUAGGGAAAGUCGUCUUGGUCUCUGACGAUGACGCAUAUGUGCAGCAAGAAAUACCUCUUAUCAGGCCCAUGAAGCUCGACAAAACCGCAACAUACGGAGUUCUUGGAGCGUCCCCCAGUAUUGAGCAGAGCCUGCGCGAAUUCCUUGUGGAUCGGGGAGCAGGAAAUACAGUGAGUCUCGCUUUCACGGAUUUGGAUACCUUAAGCGUUCAGCCGCCGAUCAAAGGGAUUAUAUACAUCGAGCCAACAGUUGGGGCAAGCUGCAUUGAUAUUGCACAUCGAUCUAAGCUUUGGGGCGAAUUGUUCCGACAGCACAAGCCUGACUUCGUUCUCACACUCUCACAAGAUAUACAGAGGACCAAACAAGCAAUCACAUGGACUAUGCAGACUAAUGUAAAAUCUAGCCGGGAGGAGGGGAACAUUGUUCAUCAUGAACCGCGUGACUUCAUUCUACGAACCGCGAAUAUCGACCAACUAGAAUGCAAUGACCAGGUCUCUAUCAACCAAAACCCAUCCCGGCGACAGACGGAUCUUUAUAAAAUGAUUGACUUCCUCUUGAACACUGGGAAGGAAACACGCAGUCCCACGGAACUCUUCAUGGUUCCAAGAGAAAUGGGAAAUCUGGGCCUAAGAAAUGCGCUUUUCACUGACAUUGUCAAAGCUGAGCAGGACUCAACGGCGGACGAAAAUAGGUCAGAAUCCACGACAUUAGAAAAUAAACUCAGACAAGCAAGUGACCUUGAAACUGCUAGGUGCCUGCUUGCGUCAGUUGUCUGUGACCAGCUUGCCACCUUCUGCGCUGUUGAUCGCGACGAUAUACGAUUGGAUACAGCAAUUGUUGAUGUAGGACUCGACUCCCUGUUGGCAAUAGAGUUCAAGAACUGGAUCAUGCGUACACUACAAGCUCCAAUGCAAACUACAGAGAUUUUGGAUGCCUCGAGUCUAAAAGAUUUGGUACUGUUGAUAUCUCAGAGGUCUGAGCUUGUCAGAAGUGGCUCUGAAGAUACAAACGGCCUCCAUGUCAAUGGGAACAGCGAAAGGCCGACUAUGAGAACCCCAACAGAGGGCAAACACCCUGAUCACUCCGCAGGGGUCUUGCCACCACCUUUGCCAUUGCCGAAAUUGGAAGACCUCAUCGAGAGGCAUCUAUCUUCCAUUCGGCCUUUUGCAUCUGAUGAGGAGUUCAGCAACUCGCUACGCUUGGCUGCUGAAUUUCGCGCCGAGGGAGGACCAGGUGCCCGCCUCUACGAACGAAUGCAAGCUCUGAAAGCAGGCGAUCCGGAAAAUUGGUACCAUGACUUGUUCCUUAACAAUCAGUAUCUCUGUCGCCCAGGUCCACUAGCCCCAUAUACGCUAUUCUUCUUCACCCAUCCCAUAAGCGAAAUAACACACUCGCAAUCAGAAAGGUCGGCUCUUAUCGCAUCGACUCUGAUCCGAUACAAGAAGAAUCUCGAGAAAGGGACAAUCAAGCCGCGGUACAUGAAUGAGCAGCCACUAUGCAUGGACCUGUAUAAGAAUCUAUUCAGCGCUUGCCGCGAGCCCAAAGCUGAUCUUGACGUGUUUGAAGCUCACCCAGGCAACGACUUCUUCGUGGUUCUCCGGCGAGGGCACGCAUAUAAAAUUGAUGUUGCCUCAGUGGAUGAUCGGGAUAUGUUCAGUCAACUGGAAGCUACCUUCACGAGCAUUCUAAACAUUGAUCUGAAGGAUGUAGACUGGUUAGGAAUCUUGUCUGGAGAGCAUCGAAACAACUGGGCUCAGAACUAUCGAGAUUUUCUUUACCACAGCACCCAAAAUCUUGAGUAUAUCCAGACUAUUCAGCGGUCAGCGUUCAUUAUUUGUUUGGAUGAAAGGUCUCCCGAGAACGCGGAACAACGGGCGCGCCAGGUCCACUUCGGUGAUGGUUCGAAUAGGUGGUUCGACAAGAGCAUUCAAUAUAUCGUGUGUUCUAAUGGCAUAUCUGGCAUCCUGGCCGAUCAUACUGGGCUAGAUGCACCAACAGUAGCAGACAUCAACCUGAGCAUUGCGAGAGCAAUACGUGGUUAUAGUCGAAGCUCGGCAAACAAUAUGAAGCAUGCUCUACCGUUCAAGAAAGUUGUGCACACGAGCUUCGUUGGGUACGAAUCAAAUGUUCAGCGGGUUCGAGUAAAAUAUCUGCAAACCAUUGCGAAGCGGCAGCACUUCUUUACAUCACUAAACUGUGGGUCCUCUUUCAUGAGAAAAUACAAGGUCCCCCCAAACAGUGUCUUCCAACUCGUUGUCCAACUAGCUGCUCGACACUUCUUCGGCUAUGUACCAGCAUGUUGGGAGACAGUCUUGCAAACGAUUUUUCACAAGGGUCGAGUGGAGAUCAACCAAGUGGUCUCCGUUGAGGUUGCUGAAUUUGUGAAUGCUGCAGCCGAUGAGACUACUCCAUUGUCACUGUGCAGGCAAAAGUUGAUAGAGGCGGCGCGCCGGCACUCUGGGAAUAUACUCGCAGCAACAAGAUCUGGUGGCUUCGACCGUUUUCUUUCACUGCUCAGAGAAAUCGGCAAGGACGGUGAAAAGGACCUUGAACUAUACAAGGACCCUCCUUACACGCGCUCACGCCCAAGGAAGAUUAUGAGCAGCUGCUUUAAGACUCAUAUGGCCGAGAACGGCUGCGUUCAACGCGACGACGAUUCAAUCUGGCUACAUUUCGAAGUUGAGUCAGACAGUGUAAAAUUCUCUGGGCUUGGAGAAGCCGGCCAGACUGACAGAUUUGUCGAAGAUUUACAACGGGCAGCAAAGAGAGUGCGGGAGAUUUUGUUGUACGACGGCAUGGCAAACUAG
Molecule: messenger RNA, 8205 nt
Organism: Exophiala aquamarina CBS 119918
Lineage: Eukaryota; Fungi; Ascomycota; Eurotiomycetes; Chaetothyriales; Herpotrichiellaceae
Exons: 3
Coding region: 1-8205 (2734 amino acids)
Biological process (GO): secondary metabolite biosynthetic process; fatty acid biosynthetic process
Molecular function (GO): fatty acid synthase activity; oxidoreductase activity; phosphopantetheine binding
Source: RefSeq, a predicted model, not a curated record